AUGAAUACGAUGAGAACAUUAUUUGCGUUGGUUUUGGUAGCAGCAAUGUGUGCAACUGUUUUUGGCGUCGGAGAUGAUUUAUACGUCAAUAUGACACUACUCCAAAAUGCAACUGCACAAGGCGCAGUGUGCUUGGACGGGAGCCCACCAGCUUAUUAUCUUCACCGGGGAUUUGAUUCCGGACUUUCCAAUUGGAUUGUCUUUCUUGAAGGUGGUGGGUGGUGUGAAAGCAUCUCCGAUUGUCAAGGACGUAAAACUACAGAAAAAGGUUCUUCCAAGUAUAUGAUGAAUCAAACUAAUUUUCUUGGGAUACUUCAUAACACUACCAAACUAAACCCAGACUUUUACAAUUGGAACAAAGUUUGGAUAGGUUAUUGUGAUGGAUCAUCAUUUACUGGUGACAUCGACGAAGUUGAUCCAGAGAAGAAGCUUUAUUUUAGAGGAGCGAGAAUAUUUAAAGCUGUUAUGGAUGAAUUAUGGUCCCAAGGAAUGCAAAAUGCAAAGAAUGCAAUCUUGAGCGGAACUUCUGCGGGAGGGUUGGCUACGAUCUUGAAUUGCGACAAGUUCAAGUUCUUCUUUUCCAGUGAUGUCAAAGUUAAGUGUGUUGCAAAUGCCGGCUUCUUCAUCAAUGCCAACACAAUCUCCGGUACUCCAAAUAUUCAUAAGAAGUACCAACAAGUUGUGGAUUUACAUGGAUCGAUAAAGAACUUACCUCCAUCUUGCACAUCUACAAUGGAACCAAGUCUGUGCUUCUUCCCUCAGAAUGUUAUUUCAUUCAUUGAGACCCCACUUUUCAUAAUCAAUUCAGCAUACGACGCUUGGCAGAUCAAUAACACUUUGGUUCCUUCAAACCUCGAUCCUCAACAUAUCUGGGAGCAUUGCAAGGUUCGAAUAAGUAACUGCACAUUGAGCCAACGUACAACUAUUAAGGCUUUUGGAGUGGAGUUCUUGAAGGCAUUUGAUGGACUCACCCCUUGUAAUACUAGGGGUUAUUUUAUCACUUCUUGCCAUACUCAUGCGCAAAUUGUAACGCUGGGCUAUUGGUUCAGUACUUCUUCUCCAAGAAUACUUAAUAAGACAAUUGCAGAAGCUGUGGGUGAUUGGUACUUUGAUAGAACAGGGCUUCAUCAGUAUAUGGACUCAUACCCUUUUGCUAAAGACUGCUAG
Molecule: messenger RNA, 1167 nt
Organism: Solanum stenotomum
Lineage: Eukaryota; Viridiplantae; Streptophyta; Magnoliopsida; Solanales; Solanaceae
Product: pectin acetylesterase 8-like
Exons: 13
Coding region: 1-1167 (388 amino acids)
Biological process (GO): cell wall organization
Cellular component (GO): plant-type cell wall
Molecular function (GO): pectin acetylesterase activity
Source: RefSeq, a predicted model, not a curated record